Trichoderma reesei QM6a is the source of this 789-nucleotide messenger RNA. RefSeq lists its product as uncharacterized. NCBI's taxonomy places the organism in Eukaryota, Fungi, Ascomycota, Sordariomycetes, Hypocreales, Hypocreaceae. The transcript has 5 exons. Bases 1 to 789 code for a protein of 262 amino acids. The record is from RefSeq and is a predicted model, not a curated record.
AUGGGUAGCAUCGGCCAUGGCGAGAACUAUAUUCUCGACUCGACGGUCAACACUUCUUGUUUCGGCUACAGAAUGGCUACACCAUCGAUCCCCGAAUCCCUAUCAGUCCAAACACUAAGAUUGCAGAGAUGGGCACAGGAACUGGCCUCCCAGGUUCCCUCAACCGUUCAACUGGACGGCUUCGACAUCUCAGACGAACAGUUCCCCAACCAGUCCAGCCUCCCUACCAACAUGAGUCUGAGCGUCAUGGAUGCUUUCGCUGAAGUACCUGAGAAGCACCGUGGCAAAUACGAUGUUGUGCACAUGCGGCUCUGGUGCGCCGUCGUUCAGGGAGGAGAUCCAUCUGCCUUGAUUAGGCAUGCCACCCAGUUGCUGAAACCUGGCGGCUACCUGCAGUGGGAGGACUGCGAUCCCAGUCCGCACCACAUGGUCAUGAAAGGCGUAGAGGUCGAGGCCCUGUACUCGUACUUUUCCCGAAUUCACAAAGCAUUUAACAUUAAUCACUCGUGGCUCGAGAAUCUACCCACCCAUACAAACAACGCCGGUCUCGAGGUGGUCCAGUUCACGAUGAGACCCUUUUCACAAUCUUGUGUCCCCAUUGUCACAAAUUCAUUCCUCAUGCUCCACAUUGGGCUUUUGAAUGCUGCCUACAGGGCUGGUCUUCCGUUCUUGCCCCCUCGUGAGGAGGCCGAUAACGUGCUGGCUGGGGCACUCGAUGCUGUGAAGAAUGGAGGAUCGUACCACUACACUACGCUGGCCUUGUUGGCGCAAAAACCUUUAUCUUCAUAG